Brugia malayi is the source of this 1500-nucleotide messenger RNA. Its product is annotated as WW domain containing protein. Gene Ontology annotation, molecular function: protein binding. The coding region runs from base 1 to 1500 and encodes 499 amino acids. The record is from RefSeq and is a predicted model, not a curated record. The transcript is spliced from 14 exons. Lineage: Eukaryota; Metazoa; Nematoda; Chromadorea; Rhabditida; Onchocercidae. Gene Ontology annotation, cellular component: nucleus.
AUGAGUAGGAAGAAGAAAGAAAUUCAUGUGCUUGGUUUACCAGAACCAUGGAAAGCAUUUUAUUCGGACAAACGAAAACGGAUAUUUUAUUUCAAUACGGAGACAAAGCAGUCAACAUGGGAAAUAUCGGUUGUGGAGUAUCCUUUGAGUGAAUCCGAUUUAUCUACGAAACAACCGGAUAUAGAAUAUCAACAAAGAACUUUAAAUAUUCUGGGAAAAGGCGAUGUAAACUCUCGAGGAAAUUUGGUUCCAGAAAAUGUUGGAAAGGGAGUGUCCAAUAAAAUUGAUUGCUUCCAUUGCUCGAAUAUUCCAAACACAAGCGAAUCAAAUGAAGAGCUGAUGGAAAUCGAUGAAAUUAGCAUAGAAGGAAUAAAUUAUCACGAAGAGCCGAUGGAGAUCGAUUUCGUUGUCGAAGAAGUGCAAGCUUUUCGUCGAGAACACUUUUUGCAUCCUAAUCUAUUUACCAAAAAUAAUCCGCAGUUUUUCCAUACUGCAAAAAAUAUGGAAGUUUGUGAAACGGCCAAAAAUGCUGAUGUGGCACUUAUAGUUUUCGACACAAGUUGCCUUCUUCAAGAUACAACACUUUUACCAAUGUGCACCGGAAAAAUAUGCUGUUCACUUAUUCCAUAUACCGUUUUGCAGGAAUUAGAUGGCUUAAAGAGAGCAAAAUGUGAUGAACUACGAUCUAAAGCUGUAAAAACAGUUGCUUAUCUGCAUGAUUGUAUAAAACGUGGAUGCAAUUAUUUGUUCAUAGAAACCACAUUCGAGGCUUUAAAUGGUAUGGAAGAAUUUGGAUGCCAAAAUAACGAUGAUAUAAUUUUGAAAUGUGCAUUUGUAACCGCCAAAAAAUAUGAGAAUGAGUCGGUUCGUGUGGUAUUUGCCACAAAUGAUAAAAAUCUUGCAGUCAAAGCAGCGGCACAUAAUAUCGUAACAGCUGAUAGAGACGAGUUGUUGCAUUUGCUAGCAACUGAUAUAUCAAAGGACAAAAGCCAACAGUUUAUGAUGAGAGAUGCUUCUCAGAAAAUCUCACCGUCAGACUUCUCGUUUACACUAACUGAUAAGGAUAAGCCAUCGUCAUCGACUGUUAAAACUACACAAAUUACAGCAGCUAGAAAAGUUGAUAUUGGAAGUGGUGAUAAGUUAUUUAAGAGGAAAAGAUUAUACGAAUUAAGUGGACAUUGCAUGGAUGAUUUUUUGGAUACAUUUGCCGAUCUCGUCCAAUAUCUUCAGCGCAGGAAAGACAAGAAAUCAGUCGAGGACACGAGAAGGAUUAAUAAAGUUAUCGAUUCAGUUAUUGAGAAUGAGGCAUCCUCACUGAGUGUUCUGGUAGAUAUGGUGUCGAAAUUUUACGAUUUUUAUGCAGAUCGCAACGUUUUCAUAUCAGCGACACAUUUUGAUAAAAAGAAGCUCACAAAUGAAUACGAAAACGCAACCAACACAAUUAAGGAAAAGUUGCGCACAUUUCAAAAGCAAUUAGCUAUUCAUCCAGGUAUGACUUAA